This is a messenger RNA of Capsicum annuum, 1102 nucleotides long. Its product is annotated as stress response protein NST1. Lineage: Eukaryota; Viridiplantae; Streptophyta; Magnoliopsida; Solanales; Solanaceae. The record is from RefSeq and is a predicted model, not a curated record. The transcript has 4 exons. Bases 46 to 1002 code for a protein of 318 amino acids.
CAAUGAGUUAUUUUUAAUUCUCUUUUGUUGUUUCUUUAGAGACAAAUGAAUGGCGAGUCGCUAGUUGAGUCUCAUGGCAGACCGCAUACAGGAACAAAGACGUUGAGGAGAUGUAAUGAUGGUCUAGGAGCUGAUCAUGUUAUUCUGAUUGAUGUCGAGCUGACUGAAAGUUUUAGUAAUGUUAGUUUUAUUGAUGUGCCCGAAUCGAAACCCAAAAGUUGGUCUCCUUUCGGGAACAUAAUCCUCAUCGAUGACGAUGAUGUAAGCAAUGAGAAUGAAUAUUCUGAAUUUGGUGCGGACGAUGACCACCGCUUCUUUCAUGACCCGUCCCCUAGCAUGAGAUCAUGCUCAACCUCGAAAAGUGCUAAAGAACUUCGAGAUGAAAUUGAUGAUGAUUGUCAGUUUGUUGGAGAAAAUGUUAUUCCUCCGAUGAAGUUAUCAAAAUGCAAAAGAACUUACUCUGGAAAAGUUCCUGUCCAAAAUCGCCAUGGUUUGAUGUCUGAUGAUGUGAAUGGUAGUGUGGACGGUCGUGUUGAGAACUGUAUUACCACCCAAAGAGAAAGGAUCAAGGAGACCUCCAAAUACAAAAAGGCACUAGAGGAAGAAUUGAUGUCUAGGCAACGAGCGUUGGCGAUUCAGGCAGAAGAAGCCAAGAAGUUGAAGCUGAUGCUUAGAAGAAAGAAGGCUGAAAGUAGACGUUUAUUAGAAAUGGAGGAGAGACAAAAGCAACGUGUGGCGGAAAUGAGAGAAACUCAAAGGAAGGACCUAGAGAAUAUGAACUUGAAGGAGCCGAUGAAAGCCGAAGUUCAGAAGGAACUCAGUAAGCUUGAACUGACAUGCCAUGAUAUGGCCUCCGUGUUGCGAGGAUUGGGUAUCAAUGUUGGUGAUGGCACUAGUCAUGAGGUGCGUGUUGCUUACAAAAAAGCGGUGCUGAAAUUUCAUCUGGAUAGAGCUUCACAAUCUGAUAUACGACAGCAAGUUGAAGCCGAGGAGAAAUUUUAGCUUAUUUCUCGAAUGAAGUACAAAUACUUACCAACUUUAUGACAGUAAAAUAGGAUAUAACUGUAGUUUAUUCUCACGAAAAAGAUUAUUAUAUUUUAGG